Messenger RNA from Haliaeetus leucocephalus (bald eagle), 2553 nucleotides. RefSeq names its product mitochondrial fission regulator 1-like (gene MTFR1L). Gene Ontology annotation, biological process: aerobic respiration; mitochondrial fission. The coding region runs from base 135 to 1064 and encodes 309 amino acids. The transcript has 7 exons. Gene Ontology annotation, cellular component: mitochondrion. Lineage: Eukaryota; Metazoa; Chordata; Aves; Accipitriformes; Accipitridae. The record is from RefSeq and is a predicted model, not a curated record.
CGUGCUGCACCGCCGUCCCUCAGUGAGAAGCGCCAGCGCGGCGGGGAGCGGGGUAAGAUGAGCCCGGUCCGCGCCUGCGGGAGCCGCAGCACCCAGCGCUGAGCCCGCCCCGGCGGCCACCGCCAGAGCCGGAGAUGGCAGCGGACUCCACGAUCCCCAUCUGGCAGAACAAACCCCAUGGCUCAGCACGCAGCGUUGUCAGGAGGAUCGGGUCAAACCUCCCUUUAAAACCCUGUCCCAGAGCAACCUUUGAGGUUCUACCAAAUGUUUCGGAGCUCUAUUUAAAUGAUGUCCCUCCAGUCCCCACCUUGGCAGACAUUGUGUGGAUAGCAGCAGAUGAUGAAGAAACAUAUGCCAGAGUCAGAAGUGACACUCGCCCGCUGAAGCACAAGUGGAAGCCGAGUCCCUUCACUGUUAUACAGCGAAAUGCUUCAGUCCCCAACCUGAGGAAGCAGGAGGAGAAGCUGCUCGCCUUGAAGAAACCUGGUUUACCAGCACUGAGCCGAACAACAGAGCUCCAGGAUGAGCUGAGUCACCUUCGGAGUCAGAUAGCUAAAAUAGUGGCUGCAGAGUCAGCUUCUGCUUCAUUAACACCAGACUUCUUAUCUCCAGGAAGUUCAAAUGCAUCUUCUCCUUUACCUUGUUUUGGACCCUCUUUCCAAUCUACAACUUCCUUUGUCAUUAGCGAUAUCACAGAGGAGGAGGCAGAACUCGAAAGCCCCGAGCUCCCGUCAGUCUCCAUGCUUUGUUCUACAACCUCCGAGUGUUGUAAACCAGAACCAAAGGAUCCUGACGAGGAAGAUUCUGUGUCUCUUUCAAAGGCCAGCAGUUUUGCAGACAUGAUGGGCAUUCUUAAAGACAUUCAUAGGAUGAAGCAGAGCAAAGACUUGACUUGGUGCUUAAACACAACCUUGGAAGCUUCAGGAAUGAGUGAGAAACACUUGCAGAAAUGUGCAUGUUUCAACAAAUGUGAAAGAGAGCCUGUUAAAGUGUCUGUGAUGCCCUCUGCGAGGGGAGUGGCUGAGUGGUGUGCCUGCUGGGCCGUGCGCUCAGUGUGGGGUUAAAGACAGGUAGCGUGAGGAGCUGCUUGGACUGUGAGUACACUUUGACUUGUAAGUACUACUGUUACGGCACUGAACAACUUCAUUUUUCCAUGAUUAUUUCCUUGGCCCUUCGAGUGGCUAUAAAGGGCUGAGACACUGAAGGUGAACGCUGGUGCUCCGUGGUCUGCUGCUGGUUGUGCCUCGCCAUAGGACACUUGUACCCUUUGGUAGGAGAGGUUCCUUUCCUCACCCUGCUGUGGGUUAUCUGUCCCUUCGCUCAUCCUUGUGAUCAGCACAGCUCGAGACUGGGUCAGUGCUGUCUCUCCUCACUGUUUUUAGUGUUGCCUCCGCCUCUGGCUGCUCCAGUUUCCCCCUGUCCCUCUUUGGAGGCAGCUGACGGAUACUGGGGUAACUCUGAAUUCUCAGGUUUGCCUGUGUGGAAGGAAGGGUUUGGGGACGGCUCCAGACCCUGUACUCUGGUCUCUCUCUGCACCCUUUUCAGAAGGAAGGGCUCUGUCUGGAUGAAGUGAAAGGCAUGCUUCUGGCUACAAAGUCAUCUUUUAAAUAGUGAUGCAUUUAUACAACUGUAAAUUAAGAACUUGCAUCAGACAGAAAUCUGACAUUGUGCUACAGGUUACCAGUGCAAGGUGCUCAAUGGCAUCUUACACAGCUUACCAAAAGCCUUCAAUGUUAAUUUGAGAACAAGCCCCUCCCGAACACAUACGGAAAUACUCUGUGGGGUUUUUUUCCUAAAAAGGAAUGCUUAAAAUACCCAUAAUGUUUUCUGACCAAAGGAGGACUUCAGCUAUUAAAAAAAACCCAAACAAGUUAAGCUCUGAAAUUAUUAGUACAGGUUCUAAACAAAACCUUAGUGAGCAAUUCAUGAUACCUGAGGAAAAGGAACUGCGUUUUGGCUUCCUGUAAAACAGGCUCACUAACGCUUCUAAUGCGAACUGCUUGUCUGCACUUGUUGGAAGUUGAGGCAGGAUGCUUUGAUGACAGAAUGCUACAGAAAAAGGUCAUGUCCAGUAGCUCAGCAGAGGGAAAUGUAUACCAGCCCUCCUUUAAAACACCUGUAAUUACCCAUAUUUAAAUAUGAAAGCAUAUAUCCAUUGUAUAGCAAAAUUAAUGAAAAAAAGUACUUCCAGGACUUCAACUCAAACACCACACCACUUGUAGAUUUAUAUUGAGGGGACGUAGGCUGUAAAUAAUUAAUGAAGCUUUAUUUUACUUACUUGUUAUUAACACAGUUGAAUUAUAAAGAGUGUUGAUGCUGAGAUUUUCAGGAUACUCUUUGAUCCACAAAAUGAGCUCCAGGUUUUCUAAGCCAACAUGAAAGGCCUGAAUUUUUAGCUGCUUUUUCUUGUUUUGUGGUGGUGUUCUUGCACCUUCUCCACUUGUGACAAAAGCUAAUAAAGGCUGCAGAAAAAUACUGAAAAGAUUCUAACCAGAGCUGUAAAGCAUCAAUUUUGACACUUCUCUUUACUAAUACACUGGGCUUUUUUCUUCC